Molecule: messenger RNA, 1251 nt
Organism: Onychomys torridus (southern grasshopper mouse)
Lineage: Eukaryota; Metazoa; Chordata; Mammalia; Rodentia; Cricetidae
Gene: Ddost
Product: dolichyl-diphosphooligosaccharide--protein glycosyltransferase non-catalytic subunit
Cellular component (GO): oligosaccharyltransferase complex; endoplasmic reticulum membrane
Source: RefSeq, a predicted model, not a curated record
AUGAAGAUGGAUCCCCGCCUCGCCGCUGGUGCCUGGCGCCUUAGUGGGCUGCUGGUGGCUGCACCCAGCUAGGUCUGUACCAGCAGGCCCCAUACCCUCAUGCUACUGGACAACCUCAACAUGCAGGACACACACUUGAUGUUCUUCGGCAGCCUGAAGUACCAGGGCAUUGAGCUCACUUUCAAGACCACAGAUGACUCCAGCUUGUCCCUCAUUAAGUACUGGGAGUUCCUCUGGGACAACCUCAUCUUCUCCUCCUUGGUGGAUGACUUUGGAGGCAACAUUAACGUGGAGACCAUCAGCGCUUUUGCUGAUGGUGGUGGCGGUGCUUUGGUGGCUACCAACUCUCACAUGGGUGACCCUUUUCAGGAACUGGGCGGUGAGUGUGGAACUGAAUUUGAUGAAGAGAAAACAGCUGUCAUUGACCAUCACAAUUAUGAUGUCUCAGACCUUGGCCAGCAUACGCUUGAUGACACUGAGAACUUGUUGAAGGCCCCAACCAUUGAUGGGAAGUUAUCUCUGAACGCCACUUUCUUCCUGGGAGCUGGAAUGGCGGCAGACCCUGACAGUCCCUUGGUUCUGGGCAUCCUAACAGGCUCUUCAAUCUGUUACUCCUUCCCAGAUAAGCCCAUCACCCAGUACCACCACACAAUGGGGAAGGGCACUCUUUUGAUCAUGGGGCUCCACACCAAGAACAAUGCCCAGGUUAUCCUCAGUGGCUCUCUGGAUUUCUUCAGUGGCUUCUUCAACUCAGCAGUACAGAAGGCCACACCCGGCACCCAGAGGUAUUUUCAGUCAGACAACUGUGAGCUAGCUGUGGCCCUCUACUGCUGGUUGUUCAAGGUGGAAGGCAUCCUCUGAGUGGGAACUGUGUUUCAUCCUUGGGUGGGCGAGACAGCCCCACCCAAUGCCUACACUGUUAUUAACCUGGUGGAAUACAGCAUUGUGAUUGGCCAGCUCUCCAAUGGCAAGUGACUCUUUGAUGAUGAUGACAAGCUAGAGUUCCUGCACAUGGACCCUGUGGAAAAGACCUUCUUGAAGAGAGAAAGUGGCAAGUUCACUGUCCAGUUCAAGCUCUCCAAUGUGUAUGCUGUAUUCCAGUUUACAGUGGCCCACAACCGGCUAGGCCACACACACCUAUACUCCUCCACACAGGUGUCAGGGAAGCACCAAUCUCUACUGUGCCAGUACCUUCUCCAUGAUGGCUGCCUCUUCAGUGUCUUCUUACACACAAAGGAGAAAUCUGAGUGA